Molecule: messenger RNA, 2371 nt
Organism: Cladophialophora immunda
Lineage: Eukaryota; Fungi; Ascomycota; Eurotiomycetes; Chaetothyriales; Herpotrichiellaceae
Exons: 2
Coding region: 337-2223 (628 amino acids)
Source: RefSeq, a predicted model, not a curated record
GCGACCCUUCACCGUCGCCUCAGCCGCGCAGGGCAACCAUCAUAAUAACUGAGAUCUACAUCUACCUUCUCGCCACAUUUCUCCGUUGCAGUCUGCAUCUCUGUACUGUACCAGGAAUUUGGUACAUUCAUACCUUCCUUCAAGAUGUCACGUCUACGCCUGCGGUGACACAAUACCCUCUCGCUGUUCAAUCUCGUUUUCUAGGCUGUCGGAAACCGAUCACUUUGUGUUGCCAGCCCACCCCCGCAAUUUUGCAAUAUUGACGUAUUUUCCCUAGGUUCAAAUUGCAAUACAGCAAUAGUACCCAUUCACGUUGGAAACCGUUUGAUUUCCACCAUGGGGAAACAGCCAGCCGUAGUCUUGGUCGUACGUCAUGGUGCCCGUCUUGAUCAGGCUGAUCGGAAUUGGGCAGCCACCGCCGAAGCCCCCUACGACCCUCCUCUAUCCUAUGGUGGUUGGAUUCAGUGCCAGUCCUUGGGUCUGAGAAUCAACAAUGAACUACAUAAUCUCGACAAACAAUCCAAGCCCCAAGAUGAUGGCAAGGCGGAUGGAGCGCGAGAGACCCAACCACGCAAGAGGCGGAAGAUUAUUAUCCACAGUUCGCCAUAUCUGCGAUGUGUCCAGUCUUCUAUUGCAAUUGCUGCUGGCAUACAACAUCCUCAAAACCACUCUAGACCACGCAAUAAGUCGCGCCAACUCUCUGCCCGCUCUAAUAUCUCUCCGAUGGAUGAGGCGCAGGGCGCGGCAGCGGACUCGGGCGAUGGUGACCAAGGGUCUCUCGAGCGUGUUAUCAGCAAAGACAAAGGAGACACGAACCGCCUUGGGUACAAUACCUGCAAGCUGCGUAUUGAUGCAUUUCUAGGGGAAUGGCAAACAGCAAGCUAUUUCGACGAGGGCUCUUCUCCUCCACCUUCCGCUGUUCUUGUCUCACAGGCCAAGAUGGGCUUACAAACCCUACAAGAAGAGAUUAAGGGUGCCGAUCUCUCUGGCUCUUUGGCUUUCAACUUGCCAACGAUCGACAUGGAAGAGGGAGAAACUGAAGCUGCGUCCAUACCAGUCCAUGAAAAGACCGGUUUGCGGGCCAUGGCAGCCGUUGGCCAUUCUCUUCCGAAGCGACCACGCAAUAUCUCAUUUGGGACCGAAUUGGCCAAUGGUGCUCGGAUAUUGAACAGAGCUCUCCAGGGGCCCGUGGGGUAUAGCCCUCCCAUGCCAAAUUAUGCAAUUGGGUCGUCGGACAAAAUUCCCCCAGGAUUUGUGGCCCAUGCGCGAGAUUCCUGUGUUGAAAUCGACCGUCAAUGGGACAGUCAAAAUGAGCCACUUGACUGGGGUGAUGGCGGGCCCUUUGACGAGGAUUGGGGUAAAAUGCACCGGAGGUUUCGCAAUGGUCUGCAGAAAAUGAUCGCAUUCUAUGAGAACCAAGCCGGUGCAGAUGCCGAGGAUAGUGACCAGCAGGAGGAUGACGAAGAUCUCGUGGUCAUCUUGGUUACCCACCAGGCUGGCUGCAAUGCUCUGAUCAGAUUGCUGACAGCCGCACCAGCCUUGCGUGACGUAGGCCUGUCCUCUUUGUCUAUGGCUGUGAGGAAAGAGACUCGACAAGCUCCUCCGGAACCGUCAUCCCCAACACGCAGAAGAGGAUCUCUGGAUUUGGCCAUAUCAGAGGAUUACGACAUGAAAAUCAUAGCCUCUACCGAACAUCUCCGUGGCGCAUCCAAUCCGCUAGGGUUGAACUCGCCUCGACUUGGAAAGUCGCCGGCAUUUGCCAGUCGUCGAGCGGUGGGAGCCGAUUCGCCAGAAGGAUUCAGUCUAGGAGAGUCAAUGGCACCACGCGGCUCCACAUCGAUGAUGCCUGGUAGGAGCAUAAGUCAGCGAUCUCAUGCUGCAGACGCGACGGACUCCUCCGAGCCUCCUACAGGACUCUGGCGACGAGGAAGUCGGUACUCCCGCGACGAGACGACCGAGUCGUCGAGUGAUGCUUUUACAACGCCAAGUUCGCUGAGUGUUGGGCGAUCAGAAAGUAUACAAGAGGAGUUCCCUCUCUGGAACGGGAGCGGCAGCGGCAGCGGAGCGAAGACUGUGGUCAGGGUCAGUGACGAGAAAUCAGGCUCUCCCCUCUUGCCUGUUCGCAGUGCGAGUCAAGCUGGGCUUUGGGGCGGUGAAUCUUCGAUCAGGAGAGAGAGGAGCCCUGGGAAGAGACGAUGGACUGCCGUUGAGAGAUCCCCGUGAGAGUAGAAGCUCACCGAGACCGGGGAGGACAGGAAGUAGGAGGACGCUCUUGGACGCCCCUCUCGAGAUAUCCGGAAGCAGAUAAUGUAAUAUGAUAAUGACACAUCGCUCGCUCAAGACACGAGAUGGUGUUUUUGGCGGGGUUUCA